Molecule: messenger RNA, 2115 nt
Organism: Acanthisitta chloris (rifleman)
Lineage: Eukaryota; Metazoa; Chordata; Aves; Passeriformes; Acanthisittidae
Gene: ZC3H11A
Product: zinc finger CCCH-type containing 11A
Exons: 15
Coding region: 1-2115 (704 amino acids)
Molecular function (GO): metal ion binding
Source: RefSeq, a predicted model, not a curated record
AUGUCCAACCAGGGAGACGACUGCUACUUCUACUUCUAUUCUACCUGCAACAAGGGAGACAGCUGUGCCUUUCGCCACUGCGAGGCUGCCCUGGGCAGUGAGACUGUGUGCACCCUCUGGCAGGAGGGUCGGUGCUUCAGGAAUGUCUGCAGGUUCCGCCACAUGGAGAUCGAUAAAAAGCGGAGUGAGAUUGCCUGUUACUGGGAGAACCAGCCUGGAGGCUGCCAGAAGUACAACUGUGCUUUCCACCACACCAAAGGACGUUACAUUGAUGGACUCUUCCUACCCCCGAGCAAGACUACACUUCCAAGUCCACCCGAGUCUGCAGAGGAUGAUGUGAAAAUGGCUCAGAUGUUACUGCAGCAAACCAAACUGUCUGUGCAGUCCAACCCUUCCCCACAGCUCAGGGGGGUGAUGAAAGUGGAGAACUCAGAAAAUGUCCCAAGUCCUACACACCCUCCAGUUGUCAUCAAUGCUGCGGAUGACGACGAAGAUGAUGAUGACCAACUUUCUGAGGAAGGAGAAGAAACAAAAACUCCUGUCCAGCAACCAGCCACAGAAACCCAUAAUGGAUUGAGACUGAUUUCCACUAGGAAAUCCAAUGCUAACACCAAGCAAGAUGACAAUUUAAACUUCGGAAUAAAAACACUGGAAGAAAUCAAAUUGAAGAAACUGAAGGAAAAAGCCAAAAAACAAGGUGAAGGUCCUUCAGGAGCUGCUGUUGAUCCUCUCCAAGCUCGGACAAUCCCUGUGCCAGAGAAGGAAAAUGUAAGGACAGUGCUGAGGACUGUGACUCUGUCCUCAAAGGAAGGGGUGGAUCCUGUGAUCCAGCUCAACAUUCCUGACAGACUGGGAAAACGCAAGGGUCUCUUAGGUGGUAAAACCUUCCCUCCCCUGAGAAGGAACCUGGCAGAGAGGCUGGGGAGGAAGACAGAGCUGCUGAACAGUGACAAAGCUCCAAGGAGAGGGAAAGCUGCCAAGCCCAUCGAGGAGAUCCGGGUGAAGACGCUGGAGGAGAUCCGCCUGGAGAGGGCGAACCAGCGCCGCGGAGAGGCCCCGGCCGAGGCUCCCAGCCCCACCCCCAGGCCCUCCCCGGCCGUCAGGAUCAACCCCCUCGCCGCAGCUCUGGCCGAGAAAAGCCGCAAGAGGCUGCAAGAGGAGAAGGACAAACCCGAGGCUGAGCCCAAGAGGCAGAGCCUCCCUGCCACGGUUGUGCCUGGCAAAGUGCAGCUGGCAGAGCCAGGCAGAGCCAAGACCCCUGGGGAAGUGAGGAUUAAAACCCUGGAAGAAAUCAAGAGGGAGAAAGCUCUGCGGAUGCAGCAGAGUGGGGAGAACAUUCCAGCUGCCCCUGCCCAGCCUGAGCCUGCCCUCAGGGAGAGGAAGCUCCUGCGGGUCACAAAGCUCACAGCAUCUGGAAGAGACGAAAAAAUGAUAGUGGAGUUGAACCCCAAAGCUGCAGAGCCCUCAGAUGCAAGUGCAGCUACCUCAGCAGUUCAGGUGAAGAGCCUGGAGGAGAUCAUGUGGGAGAAGCACCAGCUGAAGCUGCGCCAAGAGGAGAAGCUCCAGAGGGAAACAACUGCUGUGCCAACUCCAGGAGAAAAACCAACCAAAGCCAAAUCUAAGGUGUGCCUGAAGCCUCUGGAAGGGAAAGGCACCUCCUCCUCAAAGCAGCCCCUGAAACGGAAUGUCCCUGAGAGCCACCCCACGGCCGUGGUGGCAGUGAAGCCUCUCAGUGCUGCUGGUGGGGACACCAAGGAGCUUUCAGCCAAGAAAGCAGCUGCGGCUGUUGCUCCUGCUCUCCCAGAGGACAAUUUGGUCUCCAUUCCUCGCAGGGAGAAGCCUCAAACCAGCCCUGAGCUCCACCUGGGGAGCCAGGCAGAUUCCCUGGCACAGCCAGAGGUCUCCAGCUCAGCCUCCUCUUCCUCUGAAGGGCCGAUGAAGAUGCGUCGGCUGAGCUCCACAGGCUCUGCCAAGGCACCUCUGUCGGUAGAAGAUGACUUUGAGAAGCUUAUUUGGGAAAUCUCAGGAGGCAAACUGGAAGCAGAGAUUGACCUGGACCCAGGGAAGGAUGAGGAUGACCUCCUGCUGGAACUCUCGGAGAUGAUUGAUAGUUGA